UCCAUAAUGGGGGUGCCCAGGAGUUUGUUAUUGCUCCUUAUUUUGCAGUUUUCUACAGAAAACACUUCAGGGACACCCGUCACCAGCUGUGAUUCAUGUCACAAGGAAGCCAGCUGCCUGGAGUCUCAGGAAAGAGGCGACGCUUUUCCCGUGCCGCUCUCUUGUGUCUGUAAAGACGGCUUUGUCGGCGACGGUCUCGCCUGCUACAAUCCCAAACUGUGCAGUGACUCCUCUUGCUGUAGUCGAGGCUAUCACUGGUCACCAGACCGGGGCUGUGUGGACACUGACGAGUGCUCCCUCCCAGACUCGCCAUGCUCUAAACCUCAGGUUUGCAGAAACACUCCAGGCUCCUUCGAGUGCCUGGAGCCUUCCUCCGACCCCAGAUCGGACCCCUCUUCCCAAUCUGUCCGGUUCAGCUGUGGACACGAUGUUUGUCCUGCAGGCAUGGACUGCAUCAGCAGUAAUGGGAACCAAUGUUCUGACCCCUGUGAGCACUACACAGUGCUGAAUGAUGACUGGCGUUCAGUGAACAACACUUCGAAUCAGUCACACUGUGACAGAGAUAUUAACUGGAGCGGCUGGUAUCGCCUGGUUCUGGGGCAAAACAGUGCUCUUAUUCCAGAGUAUUGUGUUGGUGUAAGGAGGUGUGGAACAGCUGCCCCACUGUGGAUAACAGAACCGCAUCCCACACAAACGGGUGAAAUUGUAACUCGCACUGUGUGUAAUCACUGGACGAGCGGCUGCUGUGAAUUUUCCUCACACACCAUUCAUGUAAAGCUCUGCUUUGGAAACUUUUAUGUCUACAAACUUGUGAAGCCAUCAGUAUGUAAUCUUGCAUACUGUGCAGAUCACCACCCUCGUAACCCGCCUUCUCAGCUUAUUUGUGGCCGUGAUAAAAUCCAGGUGGGUCUGGAUUCGGCUCAUUUUGUAUCCUCUGGUUUGAGCCCCUAUUCUGGAAACUUGGCAUCCCGCAACUGCUCCAGGGUCAGAAUGCAUAACGACGUAGUGUGGUAUGAAGUGGAGGCCAUGGCAGGUGCCUGUGGAAACACACUGAGGACCAACAGCACACAUGCAAUCUACUCCAACAUUUUAUUUAUCUACCCAAUAAGCAACGCAUCCUUCAACGUUCCCGUGAGACUUCCUUUCUCCUGUGCGUAUCCUCUGGACAUAGACGCCAGCCUGAAUGUGGCCCUCAAACCAGUCAUGCCGGUUGAAGUUGGCCUUGAAGGCUCAGGUGCCAGAGUGGAGGCCUCCAUGUCUCUGUUCCGCCACUCCAACUACACGGAGACUUAUCCAGCAGGCCGGGUCACCCUGCCGGUGGGCUCGCCGUUGUACGUGGGCGUCUCUGUGCAGGAGACUGAUCCGAGCUUUGCAGUUGUUCUGGAGGACUGCUACGCCAGUCACUCUUCAUCCCCUGACAACUCCAUGCAGUACCCUCUGAUCAGGAACAGGUGUCCCACCGACCGCGGACAGGUGUCAGUGGUUGAGAUCGGCUCGUCCCUCCAGGCUCGUUUCUCUGCCAUGUUCUUCCUGCUUCACAACCAAUACAGAGACGUUUACCUUCAUUGCAGCCUCAGCCUGUGUGACCAGAGGAGUUCCUCUUGUGUUACAUCUUGCAGAAGUAGGAUAAAUCGCUCUGUUUCCAACUCUGAACCUCUGACUACCCUCACCAUUGGACCAAUCAUUUGGGAAAAGUCACCUGAAUGAGCUGGUUACAUGCAGACAUAAUACGAACACAUUCCACAUUGUGAUAUAAUUUUGUUUCAAAAUUUUUUUUAUUGAUAAAUCAUCAGAUUAUAAAAACUGGUGUUACAUUGUAAAAGAAAAGAAACUUGGAUGAGCAUAUGGAUUUUUCUUUUCAACCAAUGACUAUUACAAACAAUGACUAUUGACACAUUAUAGUAUAAACUGUGCAACAAAUAUGUGUGUAUGUGCUAAAAUAUCAUUUGUCUUUUUAAUCACAACUCUGUAACUUGAUGUUGGAAUAUGCAGUAGUUACCAAAUAAAGUGAAAUAUUGUAGCAUUGACUUUGGUCCAGACUGAAAUGCCAGUGUC
This is a messenger RNA of Centropristis striata (black sea bass), 2055 nucleotides long. RefSeq names its product uromodulin-like. The transcript is spliced from 8 exons. Gene Ontology annotation, biological process: neutrophil migration. The annotation marks the transcript as partial. The record is from RefSeq and is a predicted model, not a curated record. Gene Ontology annotation, molecular function: calcium ion binding. Gene Ontology annotation, cellular component: cell surface; apical plasma membrane. NCBI's taxonomy places the organism in Eukaryota, Metazoa, Chordata, Actinopteri, Perciformes, Serranidae.